Messenger RNA from Somion occarium, 1975 nucleotides. NCBI's taxonomy places the organism in Eukaryota, Fungi, Basidiomycota, Agaricomycetes, Polyporales, Cerrenaceae. The record is from the annotation of a GenBank genome assembly.
GAAGUUUUAACAGAUGGCAAUAUAAGGUCUCAUAAGGAAUAACGGGCGGUCUAUAAAUGUGUAGAAUGAUCAACCCGUAGAUACGAAACUAUCUGUGAUCCUUCAUUUCUUCAUGCAUAUCCGAGGAGAGUCCAAAGAGGCAAGUAAAUGCAAAGAGAGGACAACUCCACCAGUCCUUCUACCUUAGAGCUUCGUGAUCUUGUCUACAUUCUACCACAUCAAGUUUGCCUUAUAAUGUCACGACCAGCACCUACUCCUGUCCCUGCACUACGCUCACGCCCGCGAGCUACUCCUCGAGCACCUCCACGCCGACCAUCCACUUCUGGUUUAGCCCUAGCAGGCGCUAUAAACCCGGUCUCUGGUGCUCCUAAGGCUCAACGGACCUCCAAGACAACUCAGAAACUCGUCGUUCUCCCGACCGCGCCCCAGACAAAACCACUCCCCGCUAGUGAUGAAGAGGAAAUUUUGCACCAUGGCUAUGAGACUGAUCGAGGCGUCCGAGAUAUCAAGAGCGAGGGCGAGAGGAUGACUAAGGAGCAGAGGCAGAAGGCGGGGUUCAAGAGGAUAACUGCUUAUUGUGUUGCUGAAGCGUUCAAGAUGAAGGUGAUUGCCAGCUUCCUCAAAAGAGAACACAAUGUCCAACCGCGGAUGUAUGACGAGGCCAUGUACGUUAUGUAUCAUCUACCUCUCUUACCAGGCUAUGGCCCUAACAUCAACAUCCGCUCUUCUGCCCCUCCGUCUACUCCCAUAGAACUCGUAGAACCAGUAGAACUAGUGAUUCCUGUCUCGGAAGCUUCUGCUUCUGGAUAUAUCACCUCUGCACAAUCCUCACCGCAAGCACAACCAGAUGUUCUUGGGACUCCUGAAGGCGAGACACCCAUCAUCCAUGAAGCUGAAAGCCAGCGGGGACGCAGCAAACUCGAUCCCAACCAGUUCGCGGAGGUCGUUUUCUUCUCUUACGGUGUCGCCGUGUUCUUUGGGCUUGAAGAGACACAGGAACGUGCGAUCUUGGAUGACAUUCGAGGUGCGGGUGUUAUGCGAAGACCGUUGGAAGAAAAGGAUUGGGAGAUCGAGGAAUGUCAUUAUGCCUACGAUUCAAAUAUAGCCUACCCCAGAGUUUACAACGACUUCUUCACAUUCACAGCAUUCAAGUCUCAUUCCCCACUCCUAACGCUUUCCGUCUCCCACGCACUCGCUCAAUCUACCCUUCUCGCGCGCUACGAAACCAUCACUCACUCCACGCUCUCCUCCCCUUACACUACCUCGAUCCCUCAACAACUGGCCUCAACAGGUUCUCUCCAUAUUUCACGAACCGAAGCUUUGAAGAUCACCGGUCGACUAUUCAGGUUACGACGGGACGUGAACUUGGUCAGUAACGUGCUUGAUGUGCCUGACCUCUUUUGGGUCGAAGGACAGGCGAGCUUGAGGGCUUUGUAUGAUGCGGUACGAGAUUACAUGGAGAUUGGGCCUAGAGUGAGUGUGUUGAAUGAGAAAUUGGCUGUGGCGGAGGAUCUGCUCGGUGCGAUACAUGAUCAUCUGAACAAUAAUGCUAUGGAACGUAUUACUUGGAUCAUUAUCUGGUUGAUCGUCGUUGCAUGUCUCGUCGAAGUGGGCGAAGUCAUCGCAAGAUUAGUCUUCCACGCUGCAAAGAAUUCAUCAGGAACCGGGAUUUGUCCGAAUGCGACAAUAGAAACAGGCUCACAUCUCCUAGCUCUAUCCAAAGACGAGGCACUACGUGCUUUAGACCGUAUGAUGAAGUGAACAUUUCCCAUUAGUCGCAUGGACUGGUGACCUGAUAAUAUUUUCUUGUGGAUCUCAUUUUUUUGAUUCAAAUAUUGGAAUAUACUCAUUUGGAUGUCUUUGUACGAUGCGGUUUUUCGCCUGCAUUAUCCAUUUGGUAGGUUCUUGAAUGUGCGCUGAAUUGUGUCGAACCGUUAAGGCGGUUGUUCAAUAAGCAAGACGUCCAACACGAAAA